UCUGCCUGCCUCUCCUCAGACUGAUGAUGGCUGAAGCCCAGCUGUGUGGAUUACAGGAUGAGUUCACCUGCUCGGUGUGUCUGGACACUCUGACUGACCCCGUCUCAAUCCCCUGUGGACAUAAUUUCUGCCUGAAGUGCCUCACAGACUGCUGGGAUCAGAGCCAAGAGUGCAGCUGUCCUCAGUGCAGACACACCUUCACCACAAGACCUGAACUGAACAGAAACACUCUGUUGAAUGAAGUCAUCAAGAAAUUAAAGAAGACAACACUCAGUUCUCCUCCUCCUCAGAAUUAUGCCGGCCCUGGAGACGUGGAGUGUGAUUUCUGUACUGGUAAGAAGUUCAGAGCAGUGAAGUCCUGUCUCACCUGCAUGGCUUCCUACUGUCAGACUCACCUGCAGCCUCACUAUGAAGUAGCGGCCCUGAAGCACCACAAGCUGGUUGAUCCUGAUAGAAAUCUGAAGGAGAAACUCUGUGAGAAACAUCAGAAAAGUCUGGAGAUAUUCUGUAAAACUGAUGAUUCCUGUAUCUGCAUGAUGUGUGUGGUGACUGGACAUAAUGGUCAUAAAAUGGUCGAGCUGGAGACGGUAAGAGAAGAAAAGCAGAAACAGCUAGGUGUGACACUGAGUGACAUCAAGAUGGGACUUCAGGAGAGAGAGAAAACACUGAAGGAGAUGAAGAGGGCGAUGGACGAGAUGAAGAUGUCUGUGGUAAGAGAGGUGGAAGAAAAUGAGAAGAGCUUCACUGCUCUGAUACGGUGCAUUGAGGAAGCCCACAGGACACUAACUGAGAGGAUCAGAGAUCAAGAAAAGAGAGAAAUGGAGAAGGCUAACGGAAUCAUGGAGCGACUGGAGAAGGAGAUUGAGGAGCUGAAGAGGGGUGAAGCUGAGCUGAAGGAUGUUUCAGAGACCAAGGACCAUCUCCACUUCCUGCAGACUUUCUCAUCUCGCUGUGUCCUUCCUGCUGAUGGAGACUCGCUGAGCUUCACUGUCACCGCUGAUUUCUCAUCUGUGGACCUGAGAAAGGAGCUGUCAGGUCUGACAAAGAGUCUGGAGAAGAUCAGCCGGUGGGACAUCAUGACAAGGACUCCAUCAGCUCCAGUUUUCGCCCUCCAGCCUCCUGAACCUCAGAGCAGAGACGACUUUUUAAAAUACUUCUGUCCCCUCACAAUGGACAUCAACACGGCAUACAGUGACCUUCAUCUAUGUGAAGGGAACAAGAAGGUGACAUGUGAGGAGACAGGGACUGAAUAUCCUGAUCAUCCUGACAGAUUUGACUACUGGGAACAAGUUCUGUGCAGAGAAGCUCUGACUGGGACUCGCUGUUACUGGGAGGUGGAGUGCAGUGGAGACUUCAUGAGGAUUGGAGUCGCAUAUAAAGGACUGAGAAGGAAAGGAGGGGGCGUGGAGUGCGGCCUUGGAAACAACGACAAGUCCUGGUGUUUGCGGUGGUCUCAUUCCCAGUACUCUGUGUGGCACAAUAAACAGCAGACUGUAAUCAGCGCCCCCUACAGCCCCACAAUAGGUGUGUAUCUGGACUGGCCUGCUGGCUCUCUGUCAUUUUAUAGCGUCUCACACACAAUGACCCUCCUGCACAGGUUCAACACCUCCUUCUCUGAGCCCCUCUAUCCAGGGUUUUAUCUUGAUCCUUACUCCAGUAUAACCAUCAGCCCUCUGACACCAUGUGACCACUGACCAGUACCUUCCACCGGUCAAUUGAUGUCCCCACAAUCUUAGGUGUCUUUGUGUUUGUAGUUUGUGGUCAAAAUUAAUUUUCCACUAUUGGCGGGGGGGCAGCACCUCUGUGAGUGAAUUUGUGGAUGAGAAUGCGGGGCGAGUGCGGCUGUCAGGGUCUCCAUUAUUAUUGAGUCUGAGUAGCCAAU
Polypterus senegalus (gray bichir) is the source of this 1882-nucleotide messenger RNA. Its product is annotated as tripartite motif-containing protein 16-like. NCBI's taxonomy places the organism in Eukaryota, Metazoa, Chordata, Cladistia, Polypteriformes, Polypteridae. The coding region runs from base 24 to 1694 and encodes 556 amino acids. The record is from RefSeq and is a predicted model, not a curated record. Gene Ontology annotation, molecular function: protein binding; zinc ion binding. The transcript has 6 exons.